Molecule: messenger RNA, 1202 nt
Organism: Neltuma alba
Lineage: Eukaryota; Viridiplantae; Streptophyta; Magnoliopsida; Fabales; Fabaceae
Product: CAAX prenyl protease 2
Biological process (GO): CAAX-box protein processing
Cellular component (GO): endoplasmic reticulum membrane
Molecular function (GO): metalloendopeptidase activity
Source: RefSeq, a predicted model, not a curated record
UGAACUGCCGAAAGCAGCAAGCCGUUGAAGCGGAAACUGGACAGGACUGUCAAUGCUGCAAGAUACUGGGGACGACGAAGCCGAGAAGUGGCGCUGCACGGGGAAGAAACAGUGAGGUACCCUAGCUGUCGUCAAUACACAAGAGUCCCAAGACGCGAUCUUUGUCUCUCUCUCGCCCUCCGUCUCUAGGGUUCAUGAAUUAUUCUCUGGCGAUGGAGGAAAAAGGCGGCCUUUCGAAACCAUUGGCACUGAUAGCUUGCAUGGCUAUGGCCCUUCUAUACGUUGCCAUUCUCUACGCCCCCGCGCUGGUCCUUCGUCUGCCUCCCCCUUCUUCUCUCAACAGUUACAUGAUCCGACGCUUCAUCUGCGCCAUCAUAUCUUCGAUCCUGUCGCUUGUUGUCUCGGCACUAAUCCUUCCUGUACGAACCGGGGCAGCAGGAUAUGUAUUUACUGUUUAUGGCAUGAGAGUGGAUCAUAUUUGGCAAGCAGUGACCAUCCCUCUUUUUCUGACCUCUUUAAUGUAUGCUGGAUCAAUAUUCGUCAAGUAUCUUUUAUUGGUUGAUUCUUGGAGGCAAUACAGAAGUUCUGGUGGAAGUCUCUCAUUUAAUUUGUGCAAAAAUGCCCUUCUGAGGUUUCCUGGCUUUUUUUCUGCCAUUUUAUCCAAUGUCCUAGCUUGGCGAACUUGUAUUGUGGCGCCCAUUACUGAGGAGUUGGUAUUUAGAGCAUGUAUGAUACCUUUACUUCUCUGUGGAGGCUCAAAAUAUAGUGUUAUACUUCUUUGCCCUAUAUUCUUCAGCUUGGCACAUUUAAAUCAUUUCAUGGAGAUUUACAGUAAGCAAAACUACAACAUAAUCAGGGCUUCCCAAGUUAUAGGUCUCCAGCUUGGCUACACUGUCAUCUUUGGGUCAUAUGCUUCAUUUCUUUUCAUUCGAACUGGACAUAUUAUUCCUCCAAUAGUUGCUCACAUGUAUUGUAAUUUCAUGGGAUUGCCUGUACUAUUUUCACCAAGAAGUGGGUUAAUUAGUGUAGCAGCAGUAAUGGGAUUGGUGGCCUUCUUUUAUCUUCUUUUCCCGGCGACCAGCCCAGAUUUGUAUAAUGAUAGAUAGAUAAUUGCAGUUGUUGGCAUGGAUAUUGCUCUUGGGGGCAGGAAUUAGCAAAGUCCGAACUGUAAGAGAAUUUAAAAAGGGAAACUCACGGAGGAA